This is a messenger RNA of Williopsis jadinii, 2280 nucleotides long. RefSeq lists its product as uncharacterized. The coding region runs from base 136 to 2199 and encodes 687 amino acids. NCBI's taxonomy places the organism in Eukaryota, Fungi, Ascomycota, Saccharomycetes, Phaffomycetales, Wickerhamomycetaceae. The transcript has a single exon. The record is from RefSeq and is a predicted model, not a curated record.
CCAAAACAAAGUCGAUGAACUAGACGUAAACACAGAGGACAACGUAAGCGGGGGCAUUAACGACGGCAUUGGUGAAGGUAAUUGGGUGUGGUUUUAUACUGUGAAGGCAGUACAAGACUGGUUUGGGUGUGCACUAUGGCGAUGCGGUCUAUCAGGUUGUGUGGUACGCGACGUUGUGGGCUCGUAGUGAGCAGGCGUUGGUUCAGGUUACCGGAGGCCAGUAAAGCGAUACAGGAGACUGCUCAGCGGGAGGAGAUACCUGUUGGCGCGUAUGGGAUCAUCAACAGUGAGAGGAAUACAUUCGUGGACGGCCACCUUCGUCCAUACAUCUCGAAUAUGGUGACGCCCGCGGACUUCCGAAGAAACGUGAGAGACUCGUUCAACAUGCAUCACAAGAGGCGAAGGUUGAAGAGCUCCAGCCAAGGGAGGGCACAGGGCCUGUUCUGCAUCCUGCUACACGCACUGCACUACUGCUGUCUUCCCCGUGACCGGCUGGUCGGGACGACAAAGUAUAUGAAGGACGCCAUCAGACGUGAGGUGGUGUUCAACUCCAAGAGCGGAGUGCAAUGGGAUGAGAUGGUGGAGGAGGUGUCAGUGCGAGAUCCAGCGUUGAAAAGCAACACGCUGAAGCUUAUAUCGCUCUACCAGUAUGGAGACUCGGAGAUCCCAAUGCCUAGCCUGCGUGAUUCUGAUUGGCAAAGUGUUCAGCUUGCUUUGGCAGCUGUACUGUACCAUGCUCCAGAGUUAUCUUACGAAGUGAUUGUGAAGAGCAUAUCGAGUAUGCUGUCGUCAAAGAUCACAAAUGCAUAUAAUACAAUCAAUGGGCUACCCAGGGUGCCCACCUUCAUCAUGAGAGAUAUAUUGGAAAGAAUCCCCAAGUCAGACUUGGAAACAGAUUUACUGCUCGAGUUGUAUCCAUUGUUGAAGGGAUCCGAUUCCUCCUUCCAGACGUUGAGAAACCUCGUCCAUUUCACAAAGAUAUACCAUGUUUCGAGGUUGGAGCAACUUGUAAGGAACAUUGUGAAUCAAGAGAAGCUGUCUGACUAUGAGUGGAAUACUCUAGUGUUUGACAUUGGCGAUACAGCUCAUAAUAUCCAAUCCAAGGAGUUUUCUUUUGCGUUGCUGAGGUCGCAAAGGGUCAUUUUGGAACACAUAAGAGUCCAUGAUGGUAAUGUCACUGCACCUGGGUACCUGGGCAUGGCGUUGAGCUUGUCGGGAGUCUCGUCAACACGUUCAAAACAGUUUUACAACUCCAGUAUGGGUCACAUUCGCACCGACGAGGAAAGAGAACAGUUUAAACGGGUUACAUUGAAGUUGAGUGAAUCUCCAAACGAACUCGUUGAGAAUUUCAACCAAACCAUUCUGGAUUCUAAGGAUGAUCUGACGCUGUGGGAUGAAUUUUUACAAGCUUCUUUUGAAAGAGACGUUAACAUACAAUACGAUAAUGAGCUGCUAGAAUCUCACUUGGCUAGUCCAAAGAUCAAAUCUAAGAGUACUAUUCUGUCGAAGAUGUCAGCUGAGGAGAUAUUCGCCAAAAGUUCGGAAUUGGAUAACAAAUCUCUCUCUAUACUUUUCAAAAAGCUGUAUCAGCACGAAGAACCCAUCUCCAUCUUUCCCUCUGGCCAUGACUGUGCCAGGUAUCUCUUUCAAUCACUGGCCAAUCCUUCCAGGCAGAUUGUUGGACAAGUUCUCUAUGGUGAGUCUAAGCUAGAUCCAGAGGGCGCAUUGGAUAGGUAUAGAUCAAUGCUCUCCAAGUACUGUGAUGGAUUCCCCAACGAGAAGUGUUUACUGUCCUUGAUGGUUCCCUCGUUGGCACUACCUGGGCUGAAAUGGGCACGAAUUGCAUCUUCAAGAACAGCAGUGUACGAAUUUAGGAAAUUCGUACAUCCUACACAGGACUGUGCCUCAUUGAUCCCAUCCACCAACCUAUGGAAGACGUACAUCCUGCUAUGUGGUCGCUAUGGGUACCACGAGGAACUUUCUGAAGUGUUUGAGAUCUGGGAAUCAUUGAGAUAUGUGCCAGACAGACAGACAUUAUCGAUGUUUCUUGGUGCCUUCCCAAAUCAUAUGGGAGAGAGAAUCAGGGACCAUGGAGUGGAACAUCUCUCGCCUAAUGAUUACGAUGAGAUCUCCAGAGAUGUUUGGGACUGGCCAUCUACAAAGGAGAUCGCAUUCUGGAGAGAUCGCAUGAACAAAUGAGGCCUCUUGUAUAUACCAUGGCACAUAUUUAUUUAGUAUUUAUUAUUCGCUUGCAUUCAAAAACAUAUACACACUUGGCUC